CCCCCCUUUCUCGCAUCUCCGAUCUUCCGAUCUUCUUUCUUUCUUCUGUCUCUCUCCUGUUGUUGUCUUCUUUCACACGUCUACUUACAUUCUCACAGAAUGGAAGACCUCGUAGGAGCUCUCUCAGGCGGUAUGCACGUCUCUCAAGAGAGACAGAAUCUACAAGCCCUACAAGAAUAUCUCACGAACACCAUGUCAUUCCCUCACAUGCCUAUGAAUGGUCAUCCUGGCUACCCACCACAGACGUCCAGGUCAGCAUCGCAUUCGAGGAAUUACAACAAUAUACAUUAUCACCCAUCAUCCUCAGCAUCAGCAUCAACAUCCGCCGCGGCUGCCCAAAUCACCGGAAUGAUUCCUCCGCCGAUAUCUCCCGUCCUCUCUCCUACUACUUCGUUCCACCCCGCCCCUUAUGCAUCCCCAAUCAACAACACAGCCUUCUUUCAUUCGGUCGAGGAGCUACCGAAACCCGAGCAAUAUCCUCAUCAUCACGCCAUGCAACGGUCUUCAUCCUCCGGCUUCCCGGAGCAUUCAGGGCUAGGCAUGAGCUCCAUUUCGACUGCCUUUGGAUCGUCAUCGGGCGGCGUCGGAGGAGGAGGCCACGGUCUCCAGUCAGCUUCGUCUUCCUACUCCACAGACGAUUCAGAAUCCCUCAGUGGGUUCGAAGCAGAUGCCUUUGCACCCUUGUGGCAAAGAACAGAUCGAUGGGGACGAAAAGAUGAGGAAAAGAGCAGUAACCCAUGGGCCGGGUUCAUCGGACAAGCAUCCAUCUUUGGGAAACGCAACGCGUCAGUCGAGAGCUCGGGCAAGAAGCCAAUGAGGGAUCAACCGUUUCGUGUGGACGGAAUGCCGGAAGAUCUGGACAUGGACAUGGAUAUGGGCAUGAAUGACGACCGCGAGCAUGCCGGCGCGACGGGAUCGCUUCAGAUCAUUACUGAAGCUGAGCAGCCAAAGAGAAGUCUAGGUAUCAGCUUUGGAGGCUGGGAUAGGGGUCGUCGGAAGCGAGCGCCGUGAUUCGUGGAUGAGGACUCGUAUCGUAUCGUUGUAAGAGUAUCUUUGUUGUAUUAUCCCGCGACGACGUUCCCACCCACGACACCACACUUUUUUUCGAGAU
Molecule: messenger RNA, 1111 nt
Organism: Kockovaella imperatae
Lineage: Eukaryota; Fungi; Basidiomycota; Tremellomycetes; Tremellales; Cuniculitremaceae
Exons: 2
Coding region: 100-1011 (303 amino acids)
Source: RefSeq, a predicted model, not a curated record